UUUUCUCUCUAAAACCCCUAGAGCCCUAAGCUAGCAUCCUUCGUUAGCGCUUGAAAGGGCGCACGUAGACAUGCCGACCUUUUGGGCUACUACUCACUUAAUUUAGCUGAUUUUUUUUUUCUCCUUCCCAAACGCAAAUUGGAAUCGAUUUGAAUUCUUCAUGGCCGCCGUGGAAAUCGAUGGCCCGAUCAUUGAACAAACAUCGAAUUUGGACUUGCCAGAGCAGGUGAUUCACAAAAUCUUGUCAUUUCUCCCCGGAGAAGAUGCAAUUCGAGCUUCUGCAACGUCGAAGCAAUGGCGAUUGGCCUGGAUUUCGUCUCCGGUCUUCUCCUUCAACGAAGGAUCCGUGCCGUUCAAGAACCUCGAUUUCUUCGACUAUGUCGACGCUUCUUUGGCUCUCUGGCGCGAUCGCUGCGACAGCCGAGUCAACAUGGAGAGGCUCUCGCUCACCGCCGACUUCUCCAGCGACGAAUCGUAUUCUCGCCUCAACCAGGUCAUCGCCGCCGCCACGAGCCGUAACGUCAAGGUGAUAGAACUCCGUAACCUCAAUUUUGAUGAACUUUUUUGGAUAGACUUCGAUUCUGGUCUGUGGCUUAUACUUUUGGCCUGCAAUUCGCUCGAUAAUUUGUCUUUUAAGUGCUUCCAAUUUUACAUUGCAAAUCCAUUAUCGGCUAUCUCUUCUUCUCUGAAGAAGCUUAAGCUGAGUUGCAACUUCAUAGACGAGGGCAGUUUGAAGAAUCUGCUGUUGUGCUUCCCUUGGCUGGAAGAUUUAGAAUUCGGAUUCUGCUAUGGUUUCGAUGAGCUCCGUGUUUCUUGCCCUAGCCUCAGAUCAUUGAAGGUCACUCUUUCUGAGGAUUUAGCACAAAAAGUUGUAAUCGAUGCUGCGAAUCUCCAGUACUUAUCUUAUACGAGGACCUUUAGGCCCCCUGGCACUAUUAGCUUCUCCAAUUGUAAAUCCCUAACAACUCUGCAUAUUGAUCGUGCCGUUUUCACGACGGUAUGUACGAUUGACAAGUACAUUUCCCAGAUUCCGCUCUUGGAGAAUCUAGUACUGGACGGCUGCGAGAUGCCUGGAAUUAUUCAUAUAUCUCACUCUAAUCUCAGGAGCUUGAAGUUUAGACGUUGCUGGAGGUUGAAGAAGGCUGAGAUCGACAUGCCGAACCUGCGUUCGUUUCGAUACUAUGGUGGCGCGAUUUUCCACAUUUCCACUUUUAAAUACUGCUCUGGUUUCCUGGAGGCUAAACUCAAGUUGUACACAGGUUCUUUAGACUGUACAGAAUGGUUUUGGUUUAUUAGGUUGAGAAACUUUCUUGAAAGUUUUAGCAAUUGCAAAGUAUUAACACUAGAUUGUCACUUGGAGGGAUUUACUGAAAAACUCAGAGACAACUAUUUUCUACCCGAUCCGUUGUAUGAGCUAAAGCAUUUGGAGAUCACAAAUCUAUCUCUCCCUAUUGAUGAUUACUCUAGUUUUGUGGAUGCUAUGGUAGGGCUUUUUCCUUUUGUAGAAACUCUAUCUCUGAAGACAUCUUCUGCUGCAAUCUUCAUCAAGUUUGAUGAAUCUGGAUCUUUCUCAGUGAAGUCGCAAGUGUCUAUCAAUACUUCAAACACCGAGCACGACCAAACAUUUCAAUCUAUCAAAGCCUCUGUGGACAAGAUCGUGGAGCUACUUAGCUGGACGGGCGAAGACUCUGAUUGAACAGAAUUUUUGCAUCGUUUCUUUGCAUAAAAUGUAGGCGAAGUAAUACGAACGUCUUUGCUGCAUCCAACACCAGGAACAGAACUUUAAGCGCGGCUCGUCCCAGAGAAUCUUGCGAGGAGAAAAUUGCGCAGAUUAGUUGAUCAUUGUACGUAUCUUCUGUUGAAUAGAUAUGAGUUGAAGUUUUUCUCGCCGUAUCUUAAGUUUUCCGAGGAUGAUGUUUCUUAUUAAGUGAAGAUUUUGUAAUCACGUGAGGUAAAUGAAAUGCAUGUCGUCCAUCUUAGCGUUUAUCAGCAUUAGAGCCCUAACAGCUUGAGAAAAAUAUGAGAGGGUGAAACGCAUAUCUCGCUUGACUGUCGAUGUUCAACUUUCAAAGCGAGAUGUUCAAUUUUAACGAGUUAUGAACAUUGACUGUGGUAUAUCUGUUUCACAAAUUAUUCAGGGCAUGGGAUGCAAGUUGUGUAGAGAGCAUCGUUACACCCUAAAUUAUUCUGCUUUUGGCAAAAUGGACCCCGAACUUUCAAUUUUGACAAAAUGCAUCAUGAAGUUUUAAAAUCAGUUGCAAUAGAAGUCCAAUAGCUAAUGACAUUAUCAAAUUGAUUGUUUAAAACACGAGAUUCACAUAUGAAAGACAAAGAUCAUUACUUUUCACACUAUGUCAAGUGUAAAUCUCGUGUCUAAAAUUGUAAUUUGAUAACACCAU
Molecule: messenger RNA, 2399 nt
Organism: Morus notabilis
Lineage: Eukaryota; Viridiplantae; Streptophyta; Magnoliopsida; Rosales; Moraceae
Product: F-box/LRR-repeat protein At1g06630
Exons: 5
Coding region: 161-1696 (511 amino acids)
Molecular function (GO): protein binding
Source: RefSeq, a predicted model, not a curated record